CUAAGAUAAAAAGCACUAGCCUUGCCGAUUUCUCCUCGCCCUUUCUUAUUCAAUUUUUAUUUCAAUUUUUGAUAGGAAGAUUAUAGCGAUUGGCUUGGGGCGUGACGUUAUCUUAGGACCAUCAUCGUUAUCCUGGGAUCUGUCUUAUUUCGGUGUCAGUAAAGAGCUUCCACAGACCACAAUCCACAUCAACAUCAUCGAGGAAUCCCACUAAGAAGACCACGGUCGGACAGGUAGAUCACACUUGUACAAGACUGUGCAGGGCACUAAAUCGCAAAAAUGCCCGUCCAAGGUUUUGAAUUCAAAGUGACUGAAAGGAAGCUCACUUGUCCUUUUAACCCAGCACAUCAAGUUACGGACAUGCAAAAACACCUGACGCGCUGCUCUUCGUACAAUAAGGAUGUACGGGUAAAGCUGUGCCCCUUCAACGCCACACACUGGAUUAAGGAACCCGAAUUCCGCCACCACCUGGACCGGUGUCCCGACAAGGCACCCAUUGACCGUGCCGUGCUCGCCAUGAAAGCAGGCGCCGAGGGCACCUCUGGCGAUCUAAGUAUGCCCGUCACCUGGAGCGCCCGCAACGAGGCCGUCGAGAACCAGGUGGAGGGCUGGGACAACGACGGCUCCGACGAGUGGGACGUGGAGGUGAGCCAGCUGCCGCGUCACAUGCGCCAGAAGUACGACCCCAAGGUGGCCACGCAGAACCGGGAGAUAUUCCGCGUGCCCACCGAGCACCGCGGCAAGUCUGCCAGAAACGAGUUCCGUCGACAGAACGUGGAGAGGGCGCAGGCCAUCCAGAACGGCAGCGAGGCGGGCUCGGUGGUGGGCGCCUCGUCGGCGGCGGCGCCGUCCGUGUCCUCGAUCGGCGCGCGCCGGCGGCCCAUGAGCAACCCCAUCUGCUGCAACGGCAUGAACAUCAACCCCAACCUGGGCAUGGGCCGGGCGCGGCGUCCGGCGCCGGCGGCGCUGCCGGCCGCGCUGGUCGGCGAGCCGGCAGGCGGGGACGGGGCGCCGGCGGCCAGCGCGCGGCCGGCCGUCGUCGGACGCGGCCGCGGCGCCAUCACCUCGCAGCUGAAGACGCCCGGCGUGCGUAUCGGCGCCGACGGAGACCGGUCGACGAGCGGCGCGUCCAACUAGCGCCGGCGGGCCGUGCCGCGGCACCAUCCCUCCGAGUGUCACACACGGGCGGACGGACUGUGAUCCCUGGAAAGGUCGGGGGCGGCCGGCUAGGUCCGUCGCUCCUUCUGACGAAGCCGGUUUAUUUGUACAAUUCCGACCAGUCUGCUCUGACAUCGCCCGGGGCGACGCUCAGCUCAGAGAUCGUGGGAGAGGCGCCACGCGACUCGUACGGUGCCGUCUAUUGUGUGCGCGCGGAGGGACGCCGCUGUGCGCUGUAACAGCAGGCGCUGGAGUAUUUGCCGACGCAAAGUAACUGCUAGUAUUUGCCGACGCAAUGUAACUACUAUGCUAUGUGGGAGAGCACUACCUCAUUGUUUCGUGAUUGGGCGGCGACGGUCUUGUAGUUAGGUUCCGAUACAGGGGUAGUGCGACUCCCUAAUCAAGAUAACACGUUUUAGCUUAAGACGUUUGGGGUAACGCGAUCGGACGAGAGACGCGCUGGUAACGCGACGUCACCCUGGGACCAUAGGUGGGGGCCGUAGAGUAGCCCUCGUGCAUGGGUGUUGUCACAGUGUCCAGUAUGAUUGCGCUACCGGUGUCAUACAUGCAUUAUUUUUGUAUCCAAGUGGCACAAGCGUUACUUGCAUCGUUUGUUACAUGGGACGCUGUUACACGGGAGAAUGUGCGGCGUUCACCCUGCACGCUUCUCUCUCUCUCUCUCUCUCUCUCUCUCUCUCUCUCUCUCUCUCUCUCUCUCUCUCUCUCUCUCUCUCUCUCUCUCUCUCUCUCUCUCUCUCUCUCUUUCUCUCUUUCUCUCUUUCUCUCUUUCUCUCUCUCUCGCUCGCUCUCGCUCUCUCUCUCUCUCUCCUCCCUCUCUCAUCAACCGCUACUAACUGACUCGAGGUAGGCUUCGGUGGUACCGGCGCACGUUAUUCAAGAGUUACACAUUUGAAGCAACGGCCGGGGGAAGCCUGAGCAUUGCGUUGCGUUACUCUGAUGUUUGUUGAGCUUUCACGGUGAGAGACAGCUCGGGGAACGUACAAAACUGAAGCUCAUCAAUACUGAAGGCGCAUAGCUGUUGCUUUCUUCUGUUGCGAUAUUCACUGACAUCUACUUUCAACAUGCAAUGUGUAUUGUGUAACAAGUGCGCAGAUGAGUGGGAGACAGUCGUGCUACUGUGGCCGAACUGGCCGUGAGCAAUUAAAAUCCUGUUCGCCUGUGCUGCUUUGUACGGGCGGUCCGUUUGGUCGGCGUGUGAUAUGACCGGAGCUCACCGACCUGUGGGCAGCGUGACGCACGUCCGGUCAGCGUGUGGCUACUGGCUGGGUAUCGGUAAUGGAGGUGGGCCGAUAAGCGUACCACGGCGCUGCCUAGCAUGCCUGUCUGUGUAUGCGCAUGAAUCGGAAUAAAAAUCAAAACGGCAGUUCAAGGUGACAACUUGACCCCUCUCUCAAC
This is a messenger RNA of Amphibalanus amphitrite, 2574 nucleotides long. RefSeq lists its product as uncharacterized. Lineage: Eukaryota; Metazoa; Arthropoda; Thecostraca; Balanomorpha; Balanidae. Bases 280 to 1137 code for a protein of 285 amino acids. The transcript is spliced from 6 exons. The record is from RefSeq and is a predicted model, not a curated record.